Molecule: messenger RNA, 667 nt
Organism: Salvelinus namaycush (lake trout)
Lineage: Eukaryota; Metazoa; Chordata; Actinopteri; Salmoniformes; Salmonidae
Product: piggyBac transposable element-derived protein 4-like
Exons: 2
Coding region: 66-608 (180 amino acids)
Source: RefSeq, a predicted model, not a curated record
AGCUGGCAGUAAAGUGGCAUGACAAAAGAGAUGUCCAUGUCCUCUCCACUGUCCAUACAGCAACCAUGUCGGCCACAGGGAAGGUGGAUCACCUGACUGGAGUGAGAAAGAUCAAACCAGAUUGUGUGCUUCACUAUAACCUCAAAAUGGGGGCAGUGGAUAAGGCAGACAUGAUAAACAGCUUUGUGGAAUGCACUCGGAAAACAACCAAGUGGUAUAAGAAGAUAUUUUUCCAUCUGAUCGACACUGCUGCCCUCAAUGGCAGCAUAGUUCACCGCCAACUAACAGGUAAAGUAAUUACCUACCAAAAAUACAGAGAGAACCUAAUGAGAGAGCUGCUGGAGGAGCACCACACCCCUCGGCGCCCAUCCACUGGGGGUCGUCCUGCUGUAAACAAUCCCCUACGCCUUACUGCACGGCAUUUUCCCUGCAAAGUCCCUCAAACUGCUGCUCAAGGUAGUCGCACAAGGAGGCACUGCAAAGUCUGCCUGUCUGGCACCAGGAGAAGUAAGCAGAGGAAGAUGACAAAAUACAUGUGUUUAGCUUGUGAUACACCUCUAUGUAUUUCACCAUGCUUUGAGGAGUAUCACAUGCUCAAGCAUUAUUGAGCACAUCUGCAGCAAUAAGUGACUGACUGCCAUGAUACUAUGCCUUCAGAGGUGGGGGG